GAAAGGGAUGGUAGCUUAACACAGUUGACUGGUUGUGGCGGUCGUGUACCAGGGAGCGCGUUCACUACCACUGAGAUGAUUCGUAUUGUAUAAGAGGUUUAAGGACGAAAUAAUUCAAAGCCUGGACAAUCGAGCUUUCUUGUAUAUGAAAUAUCAUAUUUUGAUUCUGACUCUUUUUUUUUUUUACAUGCCAGGAUAUUUUUAAACGGCUGGAGGGGGAAAAAACGCUGCUUUUAGGUUUCCGUUAGAGUUUUGUGUAUCCGAUGCUUUUACAUCCGUUUAUGAACAGCACACUCGAAGCUAUGCAUCCGACGGGAAUCCAAAAAGACACUACGUUCACGAAGAUCUUUGUAGGGGGUUUACCCUACCACACAAACGAUGCGUCUCUGAGAAAAUACUUCGAAGCGUACGGAGAAAUAGAUGAGGCUGUGGUCAUAACGGACCGACAGACGGGGAAGUCAAGAGGCUACGGCUUCGUGACCAUGACUGACAGGUUAGCAGCAGAACGAGCCUGUAAAGACCCAAAUCCGAUCAUCGAUGGUCGUAAGGCCAAUGUCAACCUGGCCUACCUCGGUGCCAAGCCACGUAAUCUUCAGACAGGCUUAUCUGUUGGUGUGCAACCUAUUCAUCCAGCGCUUAUUCAAAGGCAGUAUGGGCUGCUGCCACAGUAUGUAUACCCGCAAGCCUUCGUACAGCCCGGCCUUGUGCUCCCUUCUCAAGUGGCCUCCUCGCUCACGUCACCAUAUGUGGACUACACUGCUGCCUAUGCCCAGUGUACUUCAGCAGCCUUUGAGCACUACCCUUAUGCCUCUUCCCCAGGUUUCAUGGGUUAUGGCUACACAAAUAGCCACAUCACCGGCCCACCCUCAGGCACCUCUUCACUGCACCAGACCCUCACCAAUGCGCCUAAUGCUGCCACCCCUGCUUUCAUCCAGUACCCACCACAGCAGCAUCUGCAAGCUGAGCGCAUGCAGUGAGGGCCAGAUGGGCCAGAUGAGCCAAGUGACCCCUUGAAAAAGAACAUAAAAACAUUUGCACUGUCACAUCAGGAUUUGCUUCUGGCAGCUGAGUCCGGAGACAGUGAAACUGUGCAGUGGCUUUAAAAGAGCUUCCAUAAGCACUGAUGCUUUUUUUUUUUUUUUUUCUUUCUUUCUUUCUUUCUUUCUUUUUUUUUUUUUUUUUUUUUUUUUUACUUUACAUAGUUCAACAUUUAUUACUGUCUUCACUAUUAGUCAUGCUAUUCAUAUCAUAUGCUUAAUUGUAUUAAUGUUUCUUUUUGUGCUUAUAUUAUAUUGUUAAGAUCAAUCAAUGUAAGGCGCCUCAUUGUAUAGAGUGGGAAACUAUAAGUUAAGGAAGACUAUACAGUCAUACACUGAACAUGGAGAGAUUUAAGAAGUUUUAAAUGUGGGUAUUGCUGCUUAAAAUCACCAGGGAAAGCAUUUGAGAGAAUGGAAGGUCAGGAUUUAAGGUUAUAGGCAGGGCAGAAUACACAAUUAGAGAGGUGGGAAAUGGAGAUGCAAGAGCACACCUGUACAUGCACAACAUCAUGAGAAGUUGGUACUAAAUCUAGGACAACAUGGAGAACUUCAAGCUUCUGUUACUGCUUAAAGACAUCCAAACUCUCCCAGGACUACCUUUUUUUUUUUUUUUUUUUUUUUUUUUUAAAUAAAGAAGAGGCCUUAAAACUAGAAUAUUUCUUUAGGUUUAAAUGACAAUUUUAGCAUUUGUAUUUAGGGUGAACUGUGAAUAAGCCACCUCCUGCUUCCAAACAAAAUACACCCCAGUCUACAGACCUCAGACUUGUUUAAGUCCAAAGACUUAUGAUAUGGUAUUUUAGAGUAAGGGUGCUAAUUAAAGAUUUUGAUCAGGUUUCUGUCCAUGGUGAUGAAUGUGUCUUUAUGCCAUAAUGCAAAACUGAUUUGGAUCCAGGUGUCCAGUUCAGGCAAAGCAUUGAAUGUGCAGCUUGUUUGGCUUAUGGAUGAAUGGAGAUAAUCAUUAUAUGAUGCAAUAAACGUUGGUUUUUAACAUGUAUGGUAGCUGACACUGAUACCUACAGUACAUCAGUUUUGUAUAACUGUUAAAAGUAAUUGUAAAACAUCCUUUUGAAUAUCUCUGACAGGAGUGUUCUUUAUGUACAGCAUUGUCUCAAUUUAAAGCAUUUUGCAGUAUUUAUGUUAAGAUAUUUAAGUGAUCUGUGGUAUAAAUCUUUUUUACAUGUAUAAAUUGGUCUCUCUGUAUACCAGACAUGCAAAACCUACAAUGUUUCAGGCUGCUGGUUGCCAAAUAAGAUUGUGUACAUAGUUGAUUUAGCAUUCAUCAUAUACUAAUCUACACAUGCACCUAAUAUUUUUAAGUUUUUUGAGCCUCGGCUUGCACCUGGCACAUAAAUGCUCUACGAAGCAUAUUUGUCACACCAUUUCACUAUCUGCAAAGAAGCCAUACCAAGAAAAGUCUUGGGGAAAAAUAAAGACUUUAUACUAAAAAUA
Molecule: messenger RNA, 2486 nt
Organism: Tachysurus vachellii
Lineage: Eukaryota; Metazoa; Chordata; Actinopteri; Siluriformes; Bagridae
Gene: rbm38
Product: RNA binding motif protein 38
Exons: 4
Coding region: 264-977 (237 amino acids)
Cellular component (GO): cytosol
Molecular function (GO): RNA binding
Source: RefSeq, a predicted model, not a curated record